GCAGUCGAAAGUUUAAUAUCGAAACGUUUGCAACUGAAAUUUUUGUUGGGGUAGAAAGAAACUUAAUUCUACAAAAAUAUAUAUAUAUAUAUAUAAAAAAAAGAUUCCAAAAAGUGAAUAAAAAGUUAAAGUUUUAUUAAAAUUAUUGCAAAUAGUUUUUAUAAUUCAUAAAAAUUAUAAAGUGCAGUAAAUCCUUCAAAAGUUGCAAAUAUCAAAGCAAAUAAAUUAUUAAAGAAGUGAUAAACUGUGUUUCGUUAUUUUUAUAAAAAAAAAUCGAAAAAUUCAAACUGAAUUUUAAGUUUUAACACAACAAAAAACAAAAAAAAUUAUAAGAAAUGGCCACAUAUGCAGCAUUUAAACAUGUUGAACUCUACAAUGUUGGCAAGACUAAAAAGAGAGUUUUGAGACCUCCGGGUGGUGGAUCAAGUGAUAUUUUCGCCUCUGAAAUGCCUCAAACACCGCGUUCAGUGAAGAAUCACAUGCAAUCGAACAUAUUCUCUUGCGAGAAAAAUGCUGUGAAAAAUACUGUUCGACAAGGAGCUCACAGAUUCUAUUUCAUUGGCGAUCAACCAAGACGUGGUCAAAAAAAUGUAGACUCUUACGCUCGUCUCUUUGGUGAACCCGAACGUCCGAUGACGCCUGCAAAGAAUCACUUAAAAAGCAACAUUCCAUUUGGUGGAAACAAGAAAGCAGCACAACAAAUAUUAGUCAAUGGUAACGGACUGAAUCAUCACGUUAAUGGUAAAGCUGGUUCUGUUUCAUCUGCUUCAUCAUCGGUGUCAUCUUCCACAGAAAACUUAAAGAUGAAUGGUUUCUCCAAAAUAGCAUUUCGCAAAAUGAUUAAUCAAGAACCAACCCAAGCCAUUGCAAAACCCCUCAUUAUUCCCGAUCUAGCCUGUCCAGUUACACCACCGGAGGUGAGUUCAGAACCAGAGCCACCCAAACCACUUGAUAUUGAUUUUCCUUGUAAAGAAGAUAGUCAAACAAUAAAUGAAAAAGAUGUUAUACCUGAAAAAACAGAUAAAAGCGGAACAGAAACUACACAUAAAGUUAUUCAACCGUCAAUAUCUGUGUGUGGUCCCGGGGAUGCUGCAUCACAAACAAAUAAUGAGACUGGAUGCAACACUGAUAAUCCCAAUUCACUAAUAAAUAUGUCUCCGCCAAAGAUAAUACAAGAACCCCAAAAACCGUGCAAUGAAGAUGAGAGAUCAUCUUCACGUAAUCCAAUCACUGGUAUGGGGUUGGAUGGUGAUGGCGUUGGAGGCUUAAAACCAGUAACACCAAAGUGUCGUCGAGAUGGUAACCCAGUUACUGGUGAAGGAUACAAUAAACCAUCUCUUGAUGGAACACCGAGUCUUAAUGGUGCACGGGAAGUGAUCAACAAAAAUCGUAUUCCUCCAGGUGGUUUUUCAUCCGGACUCUGGUAAAAAUCACAGUGCAAAAACAAAAAA
This is a messenger RNA of Teleopsis dalmanni, 1451 nucleotides long. It is a transcript of the gene Jupiter, whose product is annotated as microtubule-associated protein Jupiter. Gene Ontology annotation, cellular component: nucleus. Lineage: Eukaryota; Metazoa; Arthropoda; Insecta; Diptera; Diopsidae. The record is from RefSeq and is a predicted model, not a curated record. The coding region runs from base 336 to 1427 and encodes 363 amino acids. The transcript has 8 exons.